GUCCCUCGUCAUGUCACCAUACAUGACGUAUUCAUUGGAAAAACAUGGAACAUGGCGGUCGAGGUAUUGCUAACGAAGCACAUCCAAGAUGCCAUUUUAGAAGCUAUUAGACGCAACUCAGUUCCACAGGAUCUUGAGAAACAAUUAUCGAAAUAUACAAAAUACUGUAAAGAAACGAAAGAACUAGAUAAAAGGAAGGAAAAAGUGGCCAUUCCAUUCAAGUUAGUCAAACAACUUUGGGAAUGUCUUCGAGAGAAUACCGGUAGGCCUCAUGUACGUCAUAAACAAAGUUUUUUGAGCCUCUGUCCAGGAAUCGAUUGAUUAAAAUGUACAAUUCAGAAAUUAUUUUUAUCGCAGGCGUUUUGUUUAUAUUUUAGUACUCUCUACGGUACGAUCUAUACUGCAAAAGUCAGCUUUUACUCCUCCUAUGCCCCUAGUGCCCUUGAGGAUGGCAUGUUUCUGCAAGGCGCAAUCUUGUAGCCGUUUUUUUUUUCUUUUCUUUUCUUUUCUUUUCUUGUUCUUUUAAAAAUGGUAAGAGAAAGAACUGAGGGGUCAAAUGACUCUUAUGUCUCUUAUCACUCAUCCCAAGCAGCCUAGCGAGGGACUCAGAUGAUAAUAAAGCAAAUCUCCCCAGGGCUCUUAGCAAAUUUACCCGUUUUCACACAUAGCGCACAGUAUAAAGUUUGCCUUCAAAACCUAAUGUAGGAAAACCACAUGCCCAAUGCUGCCUUGACGUUAGCUAGAACGUUCCUAGGCUUCUCUUUAAAUUUAUCCAACCAUCUUUCUAGAUCAAGAUUCAAAACUAUACUUGCAUGAGCUGCUGGCAGGAAGUGAAGUUUAUGUUGAACCUUUAAAGUUACCAGAAAAGGUAUGUUUAAAAGAUUUAUCUAGUUAUUAUACUGUGAAGUUACGCCAUACCCAGCAUCAAUUUUCUCCAAACAAUAUGUAAUUGAGAGAAAAGAUUAUGCAAAUUAAUGAAAUGAUUACCAAAUAGAAAGUGCAUUGAUCUUAACCAGAAACUCAUAAGGGGUUGAAACGUGUAACUCUCAUAUGUUUGCUUUGUCCUAUGCUCCUAUGCUCCUAUGCUAUUCAUUUUCGAAAGUACCAUAUUUGGAACGAGAAGAAGAGAUAACAGACCAAUCAAAUUUCGUAAACAACGUGAUGUAAUUUUCCUUCAGGUUCCCACGCCUGCUUAAAAAAAUGGCCAGCUAACGGAGGAAAAACUCCCGAAAGCCGAGAAAGCUUUCAAAGGUUGAAACCAGGAAUAUUACCGAAACACUGAGCAGGAUAUUAUUGCCUUACCACACCCGGGCCAAACGUAACAUUAUGAAACCCACUGACGGCCUCGCAACUUCUUGAAGUUGUCACUUCAAAAAACGAUGCCUCAUUGACCCUCUGCACAGUAAACUUAUACUGCAAAUAGGCUUUUAAAAUUCUUAUGUUAAAAUCGAAAAGUGUCCAAAACCUGAACCUGACAUCUUCGCAAAAAGUGAUGCUUGUAAUGAAUGUGAGAAGCAUUUUAAAAGCUUAAAUUAAACUUAGAUGUUGCAGUCACGAUCGUGUUUUUAGCUAAUUUUAUGACUGAACAAACUCAAAACAAUAGACAAAGAAGCUGUUUCUUGAAAAUUUUUAUUCAAAGUCCAAAAAGUUAAUCCUUCAAAGCAAUUCGGAAAACACUAUCUGGAUCGUGGAUCCGUUCUCGCAAGUGACAUUGGCUAAGCUCAUGGCAAAAUUCAACACAAAAUCCAUCUCAAAUCAGGGCACAUUUUGUGAUUUUUUUUAGCGCCGAAGAGAAAAAUUUAUAAAACGUCUAUGAAACAUUUAAAAAUACAUAAAUUCCCUUUUAAAAAGGUAAUUGUCUUGGCCAUAGAGUGCAAAAUGUACCUGAAAAUUCAUCAAAAACUUCGCUGCCUUGGUUGCAUUUCAAAACAGACCAUGGGCUCCGCCGUGAAGAAAACAAGGUUGAAUUCCUUGAAGGACGAUUUCUUGAUGAAAAGCUUCCCUUUCUCCACAAAAAGAAAGCUGAGCAUUCUUUUGAACUUUCAAAGUUUUAACUUUUAGCAGUGUAUUUUUAACCUUGAAAUGCAGAACUCUUGCCUUAAAACAUCUGCAUGGUGAUCGCGCAGCUGCCAUUUUGUUGAAAAUGGAUAUCCGUCACUAAGAUUUCCAAAUAUGGUCAAAAUGAAUAUUCACAAGCACUGAAUGCGAGUUACACGUUUCAACCCCUUAUGGGUUUCUGUCUUAACACAUAUCCUGUCAACUAAAUCUUUGUGGCAAGGAAAUGUAUUGAGAUCAGUCCAGAGAAGUUUACAGUGAGAACAGGAAUGCUCAAUUUUUCUGGUACCACAUUCAUACAUGUAGCAGAGCUCGAAAAUUUAUCAUCAUCAACAAGGAGGAACAGAAAUAAAGCAAAUUUACAUCUGGAACCUCUUGGCUAAAAGAUUGAUUUAUGUCAGUAGUAUGGAAAGGCCAAAAUGCAAACCCCUCUCUUGUGAAAUGUCCCAAGCAAUGGGAAGUAUUGAGAGGCAGCUAUAAAAUAAAGAAAUUAAUUAAUAAUUCCGUUAUUUAUCCUCUGCAGUAUUUAAAGCACCUAUGCUAGUGGGGUCGAGCAAAUGUAUGAGACAAAUAAUUUAAAUAAAACAUAAUAGGGUUAAGAAUCCUAACUAGCUUGAGGCAAACCAGCCGGCUAGUUACAAGCGUGGCCAAGGAUUUGAUCUAGUGACUCCCAUGAACAAAAUUAAUCCAGCCAGCAGUCAGAGCAGGACUUGAACUCGGGGCCCUCUGAAUUAAAAGUCCAAGGCUCUAACCACUCAGCCAUGCUGCAUCCUUAUGCUGUAUGUGAGGACUGAUAUUUCUGAUUUAUGACUUGCAUUUCCACUAACAACCUGCAGUUUUAUUUUGUUAAAUUGCUUAGCCUUGUCCUCAAAACAGUAUGACAAGUCUAAAACACCCGUCACAUUCUUUGAUAAGUCAGAGUACAUUCUAUAUAUCAAGUAAAUAAGACAGAAAGUGUUACCAUCAUCAGAUCAUAAUAUCCAAAAGUGCUUUUUUAGAAACUGUUUUAUUUAGUUUUUCAGGUCCUGUGAUUUUAUACAUGUACGAUGGUGCAAUUUUGCUCCGUUUAGCUAGGUCAAAUUGCAUCCAAUCACAAUAAUGUUUAAGAAAUCUUUUUAAAUUAUAAGACAAAAUGCAUACAAAUGUAAUCCAGAUUAUUUUUUAGUCAUCGCUUACCGGUAAUCUUAAUGCAAUUUGUUUAGUUUCAUACCCCUCAACUUUGGAGCCAAGUAUGAAUUUUUAAUUUCGGAAUAAGCCUUUUGUUAUUAACAAUAAUAUAUGGCACUGACUUUUCACUGAUUUCUUUUAUCAUUGCAUAAUUGUAAUUUUUACUUUGUACUAGAGUCCAGAACUCAUAGCUCGUCUGAAAAAGCUAAAAGCAGAGCAAGAAAGGGCAGAGUAUGACAGGAUGGUUGCAAAUGUUGAUAGAAAGGUGAAAAUGCUGUGUUUCAGUCUUUUUUGUUUUCAAUUUGUAUCAGUUAGCUACCAGUGUAUUUGUUGUAAAGUGAGAACUGAACUUCAACUCUUUGCUUUUACCUCCACCUACAUGUAUCCUUUUCAUAUAAGGCUAAUUGUCUAUACUUCCCAGCCAGACCUAUCCAAAUCUGUUGAACUGAUUGUUGGGGUGGGUAGCUCUUCCCAGUUAUUCCAUCUCUCUCUGUCCCUUCUCUCUGUCUGCCAUCAUUCUUCAUUUCCUCUUGAAUCUGCCUGCUCUUGUCAGCUGAACUGUUGUUAUUCUCCACCUCCAAAUGGCGUCAUGCUCUGCUUACCUACAUGAGCAAGUGUAGGCAAGGUAUUGGACAGUCGAGUGGUUCUAAGAAAUUUUUUUUUUAUUACUUAAGGUGGCUUGAUUGUUUUUCAGGGUCAGUACCUCUCAAGUUUGAGCAUAAACUACAUCACCAUUAACAAAGAUUUGGAAAAACUACCACCAUAGCUGUACAGAGUAUUAGAUAAAGAUGAAAAUUUGUCAUGAUCAGGGUUGCAAUGACAUCGGAGUUGUCAUAGCAAUGAAGUGAUGCCAUUACCUAUUUUACUUGCAGCUGUAUUUCUCACCACUGGGAACUAAUCUUCCAAAUUGUUCAUGGGAACUUUUUCUUCCAAUAGCCGUCUCGAUUUUCGUGAAGUUUAAGUAAGCAAAAUCUGUAAGAGCGUUAUUGAGAUAUUUUGGGAUGAACUUUUUAUGGUUAGUACAUGUAAUGUGUUAAAAACUGGACAAUAUUAAUGUUCGGUCGUUGUCUGCAGGAAACGAAGUGUUUUUGAAAUGCAAUUAUUUCACCUCAUAGUUAAUUUAUUCUUUUUAAAAACACGUGAAAGAUCAUGGAGAUAGCUCUCAGCCUCUGGCCGAUUGCUAGAAAGAAGCUGGAUUUGGUUAGUGUGUGUCAAGGCGCUCUUGUUGGCGGUUUUGUAAAUAUUUUGGUCUACUUAAACAAAUAGACAAAUCAUUUUUAAACCGAUUCUCAAGAUUAACCGUCAUUUUCUUUUUUAUCAGAAAUUUUGUGUUUACAAGUGAGAGCUUCUCAUUAUUCAGGGUAUGGUCUCCAAGUUUCAUAUUUUUGUGGACAACAAUAGGCAACAUUUCUGCGUAUAUAAUUUGUUAUUUACUGCUGUUCACGUGAAAAUGAAACUUUCAAAUUUUCAACUUUAUCUAAAACAGCUGCAGUGGUAAUUUUUCCAAAUCUUUGUUAAUUGUGACAUAGUUUAUGCUAAAAAAAAACCCUAUCAAGCCACCUUAAGGUUUCUGAAAUUUGGUCAGAUGGGAGAGUGCAGGUGAUUGGUGCACCACCUACAACAUUGUAACCUAACAAUUACAACUACAAAAACAUUUCUCUUGUGGAAAAAAAAAAACACAUACAAACACAUCUAGAUGUCCACUGGUUGUUUUAAUCUACUACUCUUAAGCCCUGAACAUGCCAACAGAACAUGUAUAGUUGAAAACCAUUAACACAAGAAGGACUCCUUGUUAUCAUUUUAAUGAAAAUAAAAUAUGUUAUUUUGCUGUUUUAUUUACUACAGUGGCACCAAAGUAAUGGAAUGCAACUGGGACAGGAAGGUGGGUGUCACUGAUUGUAGUGUAUUAUUUGUAUUUUUCUGAUGAAAGUGAAAGUGUCUUGGCACAAAAGAGCACUUAUAGCCAAAACUCUAGGGUAUUUGUAAGCAGGUACUUAGGCUUUUUGAGGGAGGGGCGAGGGGGGUGGUGGCUGCAGGGGUAUGUAUGUCUCUAUUCUGAAUUUUAAUGGUGGACAUUUCAUGUAUUGAAGAGAAGGCCAUGUCUUUUUUAAUAUUUCACUAUUGUAUUUGGGAUUUUCCUUGUAACUGUCUCAGUUACCCACCCAUCUUUCGUGUUGUUUGUUGCCAUUUCAUCUGACAGUGUUAUGUUGCUAUUUCAAGGCCAUGUGGCUUGUCAGAAUUUUACCCCAACAGGGCCUCCAUACUGUGUAUUUCACAUUAGUAGUUUUACUUGUACUUAAAUUUCAGUGCUAAGUCAGACUUAAGAACUGUUUUAUCUUAUUAAACCAAUUCACUUUGUCUAAGUGAAUCUGAAGUUAUUCAUUGCAAGAUGGAAAGUUGAAAUCCUGGGGAGAUAUGCAACAAAGUAUUAUACAGAAGAAGCUCUGCCCCGAGGUCCAACCCCUUACACUUUUAUAUACCAUUUUUAACAGAAAAGGUACCCCUGAAUUGUAUACCUUCCACUGGCAAAAGGUACCCUUUUCACGUACCUAUUUAAGAAUGCUGCAUCCCUGUUAACUGUUGUAAAUGAACCAUCUUUUAAAUAAUCAAAAAAAUGGCCAAACAAGGAUGUCCUCUUGACUUUUUCUCAGCCAGAAAAAAUCAGUUAGCCCUUUUAGUUCCUUUUACAGACCGAAAAGACCGAUUUCUCUCCCCUUCAUAUUUUUCAACUAGUGAAAUCCCUACCCUUUUAUCUGCCUGAAGUCUCAAAAUGGAACCCUCCUUGGGAGUACCACCCUCAGGAUUAAAAUAAGAAAUAUGUAUCCUGAAAACUGAAAACUUGCAGUUACUUGGGCUGGAAGGUUGACAAGGCAUGUCAAUCAAGGUUAAGCUACCUUGAAGGAACAGAAUUGAUUUUCUUUUGUCAAUGUUUACCUUUUAGUUCGCUCUGUCAGCAAACAGUUGGCCUCUAUAAUCAACUUUCUUUUGUCAAUAAUGGCAACAUUUGCAUUUGGUUUUAUCGCAUCUCAGUAUGCCUUUCCCUCCAUUGCUAUGGUAUGUAAUAAAUAAAUGGGUUGUGAGUAACAAUCAGGUUCAAUCAAGCAUCUUAAAUCCAACCAGUGUAAUUUAUGGUAUUCUGGACAGUCACAUAAAACGACACCACUGCAUUAAUCAAAACUUAAAAAUAGGGUGGUCGUGGUUGAAGUUUGCUGCUGUUGUUGUUGUUUUAUUUUUGCCUGCUAAGAAAAUGGCUUGUAGGGCUCUUAAGCUUAUCAUAAAGGGAAGCAAUGGAAGCAUAAAGUAAUCCAAAUAACAAUUUUACAGAAAAAUCCGGUUCAGGGCGAGUCCAAAACAUAAUCAUGUGCGAUUUACCAGUCUACCGUAAAACUGCUACAUCUGUUAUCAUUUGAAUCCAAAACGGGCAAAUUUGUGCGGCUGAAGUCUGGAACCGAAAAAAUUGGCAAUCGGUGUGUAGUAUUCCACUUGGCUUAACCAACCAGAAUGAAAGGACUUCUGAAAAUUGUUGUCCUCAAUUUUCGGGUGGAAUUUCCAAAAAGUGACCUUACCAUUAACCUUUCGAGCGGAAUUUUCAACAUCUCUUUAGAACAAAAUUUGAUAAGCACCCCCAGUUACUUGACGUAGAUGUUGGUGAUAUAAAAGCAGAUUUUGCACUGAAUGCUUCAUGAAGGCUUUUUUAAAGCAAACCACGUUUUAGGGAACCGUCAUUUUGGGACACUUUUUUAAAAAUGCACUCAUAGUUACGGGCUUCAUUAAUAAUAUUGGAUUGUGUAUAGGAGCAAGAUUCUGGCCAUGAAGAGCCAAUUCUCAAAUUGCAAAGAUAAAGCAAUCGUCUGUUUUAUUUCUUUUUCAGAGAGUGAUCAUAGGAAUUGUGCUGGCCUUCAUCGUAGCCAUUGCAGAAUUGUAUUUUAUGGCCAGAGUGGAAAUUUGA
Porites evermanni is the source of this 7171-nucleotide messenger RNA. Lineage: Eukaryota; Metazoa; Cnidaria; Anthozoa; Scleractinia; Poritidae. The record is from the annotation of a GenBank genome assembly.